Messenger RNA from Arctia plantaginis, 1077 nucleotides. The record is from the annotation of a GenBank genome assembly. Lineage: Eukaryota; Metazoa; Arthropoda; Insecta; Lepidoptera; Erebidae.
AUGGCCACUACUAACUUAAAUAUUUUGAGAAAUGCUCUAAACAAAUUAAGAAUUGAUCAUGUCUUCACGAGAUCAUUUCAGACACCUAAAUUUCGGCCUCCUCACUGGUAUUUACCUAAAGAUAGAGUGGGUUCAGGGGAAAGUUUAACUCAAGAAAAUAAAAAAUUCAUUGAAGAAGUUAUGCAAGAAAGAAUGAAAGCACAGGCUAUGUUAGAAACAGAAUCCCCUCUUUCCAACAUUGACACCAGUCAGACUGCUCAAUGGAAUCCUUUAACUCGUCGUGUUGGACUAAUUGCUCGGAAAAUAGGGAAUUAUCCUUUAUGGUCCAAAGAUGGAAAAAAAGUACAAACCACCCUAUUGCAGGUUGUAGACAAUCAUGUUAUAAAAUAUAUUCCUCCAGAAGAAUUUAACCCAAUGAUAAUUAGGAAACCUGUAUGGAAAGAAAAGAAAAAACUAGGGUGCUUAUUAGUAGGUGCAGAGACUAUAGAUCCUAGUACUGUUACAAAGGAGUACUGUGGGCUAUUUAACCAAGUGGGAAUGUUACCAAAGAGAAUUCUUUGCAGGUUUAUGGUUUCCCCAAAUGCAUGUCUGCCAUCGGGGACACCAUUAUUUGCUACACAUUUCAGAGUAGGGGAUCACAUAGACAUAAGAUCAAAAACAAUGGACCGAGGUUUCCAAGGUGUAAUGAAGCGCUGGGGAUUCAAAGGAAUGCCUGCUUCUCAUGGUGUAACUAAAACUCAUAGAAGACCGGGAAAUAUUGGAGCAGGGGGUGAAAAAGCCAGAGUAUGGCCAGGUACUAAAAUGCCUGGUCACAUGGGUAACAGAUGGAGGACUCUACGUGGUGUGAAAAUUCUGCGAAUUAAUGUAAAGCAUAAUGUCAUUUGGACUUUAGGUGUUGCUAUACCUGGCGAAACAGGCGCCAUGUGUUAUUUGUUUGACACUGUCUUACCUUUGAAGAAACAUAAGACCUCACCACCUUUCCCUACUCAACCACUAAUUAAAGAUUUGCCUCUAGAAUAUUAUGAUGAAUCUAUACAACCCUUUGAUAAUAAUUCCAUCACAUUUGAAGAAACUUAA